Molecule: messenger RNA, 2279 nt
Organism: Hyposmocoma kahamanoa
Lineage: Eukaryota; Metazoa; Arthropoda; Insecta; Lepidoptera; Cosmopterigidae
Product: cholinesterase 1-like
Exons: 3
Coding region: 318-1973 (551 amino acids)
Source: RefSeq, a predicted model, not a curated record
UUGAAAUGCUCGUACCGCUAUUUCCAUGCGUCGAUUGUUUCCAUAACCGAUGCGACUUUGCUCACGACUGGACGUUGCGCAUAUAACAUGCAUAUUGUAAUAAAUCAUUUAGCAACAUUGUAUUCGUAAUAAAUUAACAUCUCUAUAAAUAAAUAUAGGUACGUGGUUCUGCGUAGUGAAGUUUAAAAACUAGGAUUAAAAACGUAAAGUUCUAGUGAAUUUAAUUUACCAAAACUCUCGUGUCAUACAAAACGUACCUACGCUUGUUUGUACAAUGCAGUGAAACAGUGAAGAGACCUGUGUUUUGGUGUGUGAGGAUGAAGUGGGUGGCGCUGGUGUCGCUGAUCGCAGCGAGUCUGAUCCACGAGCCGGCGCCUGUAGUACAGGUGUCCAGCGGCCUGCUGCGAGGAUUUCUCAGCCAUGACGGAAGGGCCUUCCUGUAUUUUGGUGUACCGUACGCCACCGUUGACGACACCAAUCGGUUUCAGGCACCGCUACCGCCGGCACGAUGGGAUGGAAUAUACGAUGCAGUGAACGAAAAUGUGCGAUGUCCACAACGCAUGAUUGGUUCCGUUGUAGUUGGAGAUCCUGACUGCUUGAAACUUAACAUUUAUACGCCAGCAAAACGACAUCCUGAUACCUUACUACCAGUAAUGGUUUACGUCCACGGAGGCUGCUUUUUUGAAGGCACUGGCGCAGGCUUUCUUUAUGGAGGCGACGAUUUUGUAGAGCACGACGUUGUACUAGUCGGUUUAAACUAUAGACUCAACGUCGAAGGCUUCCUAUGUCUAGGCAUAAAGGAAGCACCUGGCAACGCGGGGUUGAAAGAUCAAAUAGCAGCAUUGAAGUGGAUCAAAGAGAAUAUCGAAGUUUUUGGAGGAGAUCCAAACAAUGUUACGUUAUUUGGUGAAAGCGCCGGCGCAGUAUCAACUUCGUAUUUGAUAUUAUCACCUUCUGCGAGAGGACUUUUCCACAAAGCUAUAUUACAAAGCGGAUCUUCGUUAGCUCCAUGGGGCAUACAACACGACCCCAUAAAGACGGCAAGUGCUCUAGUCAAAGAAUUCGGUUACAACACCAAAGAUCCUAACGAAAUUUACAGUAUUAUCUCGAACAAAACUACGAGUGAAUUAAUAAACGCUAUUCAAUAUUCUGACCACAAAAAUUAUAUUACAGCAGAUACUUUAUUCGUACCGUGUGUCGAAAAAGACAUACCGGGUGUAGAGCCCAUCGUCACUAAAUAUCCAGCCGAGAUAAUAUUGUCUGGGAACUACACUAAAGUACCGAUGAUUAUAGGGUUUAACGACAACGAAGGAAUAUAUUUUGUGGCCAAGGAUUACGGUACGAGCAUAAAGAAAUUCGACCCAUUCGAGACCUUGCAACCAGAUUUGGUGUUUCCUUCAGAGAGGGAUAGGAACCGAACCGUGGAGCAUUUAAAGAGACAGUACUUUGCGACGAGAAAAGAAGACAUGAUCACGGAUAUGGUAGAGUUGUAUUCGGAUCUGCAUUUCAAGAUUCCGUCUGUGUUAGAGGCGGAGUUGUACGCACGGACGACGGACCAACCGAUCUGGUAUUACCUCUUCAAGUAUAGUGGGUACAUAAACAUACCGAAGAUCAUCUCAUGGUUCGGAUGGGCUGACGGCGCAUCUCACGCCGAUGAACUGUUCUAUAUGUUCAAACCUCAUUCAUUCCCUUUGCCGCAUCGUUAUCUCGAACGUCGCAUGAUCAAUCGCAUGCUUACGCUUUGGACAAAUUUUGCCAAAUAUGGUGACCCAACACCAAAGACAUCACGGCUAGUGCCGGUGCGGUGGCAGCCGAGCCGCGCUGCCAGCCCGCACGCCCUGGUCAUCGACCGCCAGCUUAGCGUCACUAGAGUCUGGCAUCCCCCUUCCAUACAUCUCUGGAACGAUACUUAUGCCCGGUACCGCCGUCGAACAUACGGAUUUAACAAUUUCAAACAUACCAGGACGGGGUGACGAAUCUUGCGACCUAAGCGACAGCUUUUUCUAUGAACGGUUAUUUGUAUUUUGAUUGAUUGCCAAAGACCCUGUCUAGUAUUUACAAUACAAUUAAAGUAAUAUUAUUUAUCUCUAAAGUCCAGGGUUCCUUCGUUAUUGUGAGUACGCGAGCAUUACUACUGUCUGGACUGGGUUAACUGACGGUAGGCGGUUUUUAAAGGCAACAUAUUUAUCUUGAACUGUCGAUUCCCGACACAAAACAGUGUACACCAAAAAGUCAAUAAAAAUCACCAUCCGUACAAAAAAGAAUUUCGUAGAGACCAA